This is a messenger RNA of Sphaeroforma arctica JP610, 3973 nucleotides long. RefSeq lists its product as hypothetical. The coding region runs from base 1 to 3813 and encodes 1270 amino acids. The transcript has a single exon. The record is from RefSeq and is a predicted model, not a curated record. NCBI's taxonomy places the organism in Eukaryota, Ichthyosporea, Ichthyophonida.
AUGUAUAGCAGACCGACUGGCGGGGUGGGCGAGGGUGGAGAAGAUGUCCAUCAUCAGUAUCCUUUAGAACACAACUCGUCCAUAGAGCACUCAUCAUCUUUGCACCAAACCGCACCUUUACAUCAGCCAGCACCUAUACACCAGGCAGCACCGAUGCACCAAACAGCGCCGUUGCACCAAACAGCGCAUAUGCACCAAACAGCACCUAUGCGUCAGGAAGCGCCCGAUCACCCAUCUGAACCACUGGAUGAUGCGGAAACAGGUCACAAUGGCACCCAUAAAGAAUGGAUGUCGGAUACACGAGAAGUAUCUGUGCCUGCACAAAACGAAGGACAGUACCCAAAUUAUGAUCAUGGGGAACUCAUGAAGUUCAACGUACCCGUGGGUCGUUCGAGCGAUGACGGCAACGCGAGUGGUGAUAGUUAUAGCCAAGCGGGUUGCACAGAGUUUAAUUCCAGUAUGCCAGAAAAUAUAUCAGCACAAACGCCGAUAGCACACAUGAGUCCCAAUGUAGGCGUCUUUGAUGCACAACUAAGCCAUAGUAUGACCAGUCCAGGUGCAGCACGGACAGACGCGAACAACACUACGCCACAGUCAAAUCCUACGCGACGCUACCCUACUGAGCAUAAGAUUUGGUUUGCAGAACUCAAUCAUGGGCCUGAGAGUGUAACAGACGAGAACAUGGCGUCAUACCUGAAAUUGAGGUGGGAUACGCUGAAGACCUUGUCUGGUUUCAAGACAGCCAAAGCUUUCAUAUACAACCUUUUGCUGGCCAAUGGGAAGCUGGCGUACACAAAGAAGCAUUUUCACAUGUAUCCGUUGUAUACGGAAGCUAUUAAGACUAUCACCGAAUCACAUGAUUAUCGUCACGCAAGCAAACCGAUCCCGAGGAAAAAAGGGAGCACUGACGCCGCACCAAAUGCACUGCUGGCGAAUAUAAACGAGCCGGGUGGUGUGAUGGCUGCGAUGGACGAGCAGUUGCACUGUAAUUCUCCUAAUGACACGGGUAUAUACACAGAUCAGCAAACGGGUCAGACACAAUAUAAACGGCCAAGGGACGAUAGAGAGUCGAUGACUGACCAAGGCGACAGCACGGGAGGUGAUGUACGCGACGGUGAGGAGAGUGUCAUAAUACAGUAUCCAGAGGUACACGCACACGCACAUAAAGUAGCGAGGCUUACGCAGGCACCUGAUGUACACGACAGGGCACAUGCUGCACGUGAGAGCUUUGAUAUUGCUGUGAAUGGAGGUGUAGAUACUAUUGACUGUCAAUUGGAAAGCCACGACGGUCAAGCGACUGUACAUGAGAUGCAGGAGAUGGUAUCGGAUAAUCAAGUAGACCCCUCGCAACCUUCGCCUGUCGAGCAGAUGCAGAAUACCGAGCAGAUGCAAAGUGCAGAGACACGGCCGGUCGAGGAACAGAAGAGUACUGAACCCGCUGUAUCGCAAGGGAUGGUGCUAAUGGAUGGUUCUAUGCACAACGUCACAGCUGAGCAACAGCAAGGACCUGUCGUGAAGUAUCGUGGAGGCAAGGGAAAAGCAAAUGUUGGUGCGGUGCCUGUAGGGUCGAAGCGAUAUGGAACUGAGCACAAGAUUUGGUUUGAGGAUUUGAAGCUAACACUUGAUGACGCGAAUGAUGAGAAUAUAGCCAUGUACAUCAACAAGAGAUGGGCUAUGUUGAAGUCCAGAAGCGGCAUCAAGACAGCCAAGGCGUUUGUGUUUAAUGUUAUGAUCGAAGCUGGCAAACCACCGUACCACAGAGUCAAUUGUCACCUGUAUCCGAAGUACAAGUUGGCUCUGGAUACAAUCGAGGCUGCUCCGGAGUACAAGAAUGGGUAUAAAAAGGAAAGUGGUAACGUACCCAACCCUGCUCCCUCUUAUGAGUAUGCUUACGCAGAAGUAGGGCCAGCAGACGUGCAGGUACAGGAAUAUGCGCAAAUAGCAUAUCCCAACUCCGAGCUCAAUAAUUCCGGACAGCCGCAACUGGAUGGUUCUGAACAAACAAACAUGAAUGCAACCGCACAAUCACACACUGAUGAAGGCUCAGGACAGACUCAAGACGGAACCCCAGCACACCCACCACUAAGUAGUUCGACCCACCCACCCCUAAGCAACCCAUCACCGCCACACAUGAGUUCAUCUGCACACCCACAAUCAGUACCUGCCGGGAAUGCAGUCUCACAGGACACGGCAGUGAACGAGAAUCAGCAAAAUUUGGCGCUUGCGGCUCCCCCACCACAUGAGCCAAGUACAGCCACGGGCCCGCACUCGCCCACGACCACUGUUAUGAAUACAAUCGUGUCGUCUCCACCCCAAGCGCAACUACAUCACGUGCAACCACAGACCACGGAUCAGAAUCAAAACCCAGUAGCUCCUGUGGCCACCGCAGUUGCGAGCAAUGAGCCGAACGUGAAUGCAGACUGGUCGCGACGGUACAUGACCGAGUGUAAGAUUUGGUUCGAAGAGCUGAAGUGGGGCGCGGAUAGUAUCACGGAUGAGAAGAUUGCAUACUUCAUACAAGAACGUUUCAAUACCUUGAACGGCACGCAAUUGGAACCGGCGAAAGCCUUCGUCUAUAAUAUAUUGGUAGAAAAUGGAAAACCACCAUACAUCGAGGCCAAUUUUGGCUUGUAUCCUGUGUAUACACGUGCCCUGGCUAAAAUAGCUCAAUUUGCCGAGAAACAAUCAGCUGUCGUGCCCGUACAACCGAUGUAUGGGGUCGGCGUACCUCCACACAUGCACCCACACACCAUACCAGUAGAGCCGGCAGCAAAUACUGAGUACAUGCAAUAUGCUCAGUACUACCCACCAUCCAGCGCGGCGACAUUGCCACUUACUCAUGGUAUGCAUGUCAAUAACACGCAGGCCAUAUCUCUGACUGCCCAAGGGUCGACUACUAGUGGUUUUGAGGCGAAGAAUGAUUCGAGCGUGGGUGGUGCGAAAGGGGAAGGAAGCGCCAUUGAGAAGGGUGGCAGGAAGAAAAAGGCACGCAUGCCUCCGUUGAAGGGGGCCAGGAAAUACCGAACGGAGUACAAAUUGUGGCACGAAGAAAUGAAGUGGACCGCGGCCGAUUUAGAUGACGAGCACAUGGCCAAGUAUAUCAAUAUACGAUGGGAAACACUCAAGACUGCGAGCGGGAUCAAAACCUCUAAGGCCUUUCUGCAUAAUAUGUUGAUGGAGAACUCGAAGCUGCCGUAUCAUAAGGGGUAUUAUCACCUUUACCCCUUGUAUAGGACGGCUAUAGAGAAGAUCACAAAGGCUCUGGAAACGCAACCUGUGUCGUUUACACCUGAGGAUGUAAUGGUGAUGCUGCGUAAUUUGUAUGAGCUUUACAACGGGAACAGUGAUGCCCAGGCCCUCCGCCUGGCUGUUUUAAUAGUGUUAUGUGUCAAGUUGGAGUUGAAAGUGGAGGAUCUGCCACACUUAAGGAGCAACCAUGUGGUGCCUAAGAUUAACAGCAUGACUAAGCGGCUAGAGUUGCACGUCUCCUUGCCUGACCAAAUACUUCAAUCUCGAAUCAAGGACGGGUCAGGCCAGCAGAGUUUACUCAUAGCGGCAUGUUCGUGUGUAGGGGAACUGAUUCAGAAUAUGGAUUGCCCUGCGCACAUACUCGAGAACUAUUGGAAACGUAUCCCAGAGAACAACAGCGAGCGUAUGUUCUUGAGGAGUGUGAACGACAAGGCUAAGCGCUUCAUAACCAUCCCCAUGGGUAAAAAGGUGCUUUUUGCCGCUGCUGGGGUGUGUAAUAGUAUGCUGGCGAAGCCGUACCCUAGUAAUUCAGUGAACAACCACAGUUUCCGCAGUAUCACUUGAAGUCAGCGAUUUGCCAAUAAGUUGAUUAUGGACUAGUUCAAAAACCUUCUACAAACUGAGCAGCAGCAGUUUCUCACUACACAUGGAUAUGCGAAAUACUAAUAAGGUACAAGCGUUGCAAUAAUCUGGUGCAUUGAAUAGAUUCAGUAAAAACUCUCGC